Messenger RNA from Microstroma glucosiphilum, 709 nucleotides. RefSeq lists its product as hypothetical. The record is from RefSeq and is a predicted model, not a curated record. Lineage: Eukaryota; Fungi; Basidiomycota; Exobasidiomycetes; Microstromatales; Microstromataceae. The coding region runs from base 136 to 681 and encodes 181 amino acids. The transcript has 2 exons.
CUUGCAGAGCGACAAGACGGUCAGACGAGCACUUGAUAUAGGUGUAGAUCUUCUCAAAUUUCAUCUUCGUACACUCAUUUUCGUAUACUCUCAACUACAUCAACUCAAUCAAACCCACCCACUCAUUAACUCACAAUGACUCGAGCUGAAGCCGCACCAUCUUCCGUCGCCGAGGCCGCUCGUGACAAGCACAGCCGUAGCACCCCCGCAGGCAGCUCAGGACCCAGCAAGGACAGCGUCAGCCACCCUACUGGAGCCGCUGUGCUCGGCACGGAGAUCGGCGCUGAGGGCGAUGCCCGUAGGGAGCGUGCCGACGCAAUCGCCCAGGGCGAUGUGCUUCCUCCAGCCUCCAACGCUCGUAGCACCGCCGGUGACAUGGGCUUUGGUCAGGUGAAUGGCGCCGAGCAAGGGUUCCAGGACCGAUCCGAGGGCCAGAGGGACCAGCUGCAGCAGGAGCGCAACAAGGAAUUCAGCAGCGGACAGCCCGACCUGCUCAACAUCGCUAGGACAUCAGGAGGUGCUGGCGCCACAAACCCCGUUGCCAACCAGGACAAUAUCACCAGCACCGGUAACACCAACCCCAGUGACCUGCUGGCCCAGGCUGGAACCUCUGCUGGUCAGCCCACCGGUACUGGCGCUUUCGAUGGAGAGGUCUCUCGUGACGCACCCACAAACGCAUAAUACAGUACACAGAAAAGAAAAAGGAAUG